AUGGGGCUUGACCCCUGGCUGAUGGCUGGCCCGAGCGCUCCCCAUGGUGCAGAUGGAUCUACUGCUCAUUUCGCAAAGAUAACCGCCAAAGAGUUUGAGGAGCUUCCCUUCAAUGGCCACAACUGCCCUACAUGGGUCAUGGACAUCAAGAUCAGUUUUGCGUCCCGUGGGAUAGCGCAUGCAAUCCAGACCCUCGAGACUCCUCUCCCGGCCAGACACGCCGCUGACAGGACAACAAAAUUAUGUUGCUUUAUUCAUCAUAAGGCACCAUAUUCAUCCAGAUCUCCUAGUACUCUGUUUCUGACCCUCAAAAUGAGUUCACUGUCUCAGAUCUCCGACUGCAUCGCCUCCCGUGGCGGCAACAUCCACAGCGUCGACGUCUUCGUCCCCGACGACGCCCCCGUCUUCUACGCCCGCAGUUCACUGUCCCGGAUCUCUGACUGCAUCGCCUCCCGUGGCGGCAACAUCCACAGCGUCGAUGUCUUCGUCCCCGACGACGCCCCCGUCUUCUACGCCCGCAGUCCAGCAGAGCCCCGCAUCGGUGAGGAGAUGAGCAGCCCCCGCAGCCGCCGCCGCCGCCGCUCGUCCGCGGCGCCGCUGGACGACGAAGACCUCCUGCCCGAGAUCCUCCUCCGCCUCCCCCAGCUGCCGUCCUCCCUCCCCCGCGCAUUCCUCGUCUGCGAGCGCUGGCGCGGCAUCGUAUCCGACGCCCGAUUUCUCCGCCGCUUCCGCGAGCACCACCGCCGCAACCCUCCCCUCCUCGGUUGCUUCGUCCAAGGUAUCUCCCCCGUCGAUUUCGAACCUACGCUGGAGGCCCCCAAUCGCGUCCCGCAAGCCCGCCUAUCAUUUCCCAUCGACGCUGUCCACACCUAUGUGAUCCUCGGAUGCCGCCAUGGCCUCAUGCUCAUCUUCCUUUGGCGGCGGAACCAGCUCCUGGUAUGGGAUCCCGUCACCGGUGACCGGCACCACCUAGACGUCCCCGCAGGGUUUGACAACGAGGAGACCAGGAUCAAAGGAGCGGUGCUUCGUCCUGCCGGAGUGGUCCACCACUUCCAGGUUGUCUUGGUGGGCAACAGCGACAUACAACUUACGCAGGCUGUGGCCUCGGUGUACUCGUCGGAGACCGGUGCAUGGAGCAAUCUCGUGUCGACGCUGCUUCCAGCCGACAAUCCUGAUGUAGUCACCAGGGUUUACCAUGACAUGUGCUCUGUGAUGAUUGGGAAUUCCCUGUACUGGUUCCUUAUAGGGAAUUUCUGUGGAAUACUUGAAUUUAAUUUGAAUAUGCAGAGCCUUAGUGUGAUACAUGCGCCAGUGGACGUCGAUGUCAACACCUGCUCCGUCACGGUUAUGCGGGCAGAGGGUGGUGCCCUUGGUUUCCUCUUCCUGUUGGACUACUGCGUCCAAGUAUGGAAGAGGAAGACCGACUGUGAUGGUGUGGCUUCAUGGGUGCUGGGAAGAACUGUUGCACUAGACAAGCUACUUUCCAUGAAUCCAGAGGAGGGCAGUCAGAGCCCAAGGAUACUCGGGUUUGCUGAGGACAACAAUGUGGUGUUACUGUGGACAUUUAUCGGCGUCUUCAAAGUCCAUUUUGAAUCAUUGCAGUCUAAGAAACUUCUCGAAUCCUACCGCUUUUACCGCUGGUUUCACUAUUAUCCAUUUGAAGCUGUCUAUACUGCAGACGUGGGCAUAAUGUGAUUUGUUGGGAUAGGCAUGCUAUCUUGAUGUAUUGACUCAGCAGGUACCAAGAGUUACAUUUCUGUUGUCUGGGAUGCAGAAAUAGACUUUGAUGUCGGUUCUUCCAUUCUGUAUGCUGCGCAUGGGGCCUUUGAUGUGAACUUGUAGGAAUUAACCUUGUAUAUAUCAGGCCCUGGUAAAUGUGAUGCGAACUUGUAGCAAUUAACAUGCCCUAGCUAACAGUAACUUGGGGUUAAUCUUCUCAGCUGUUAACUGCCGUCUGUCGUUUGAUCUCCAUAGGCAAGAUUAGAACUGGCAGGAAGAGAAAUGAACUUGCUUGAGCGUUGGCCCUGUCGCUGAAUCUUGCAGUUCAUUUGCUUGCAUUCCAUAUAAGUACUAUUUUGUGUGUGCACUUUCUUUUC
Triticum dicoccoides is the source of this 2096-nucleotide messenger RNA. RefSeq lists its product as uncharacterized. The coding region runs from base 1 to 1695 and encodes 564 amino acids. Lineage: Eukaryota; Viridiplantae; Streptophyta; Magnoliopsida; Poales; Poaceae. The transcript has 7 exons. Gene Ontology annotation, molecular function: protein binding. The record is from RefSeq and is a predicted model, not a curated record.